This is a messenger RNA of Yarrowia lipolytica CLIB122, 1080 nucleotides long. RefSeq lists its product as uncharacterized. NCBI's taxonomy places the organism in Eukaryota, Fungi, Ascomycota, Dipodascomycetes, Dipodascales. The record is from RefSeq and is a predicted model, not a curated record. Gene Ontology annotation, biological process: proteolysis. Gene Ontology annotation, molecular function: aspartic-type endopeptidase activity.
AUGCACUUCUCACUCGUCUUGACACUUUUCGCAACUCUGGUUUCGGUUUCAGCAGCUCCCUCAAAUCCAGGAGUACUCUCUUUUGCCGUCACCAAAGAGCCCAAGGACGUCGCCAUUGCAAUCAAGAACCCUCCUGGGACAUACUACAGGGCCAAAGUCUCGCUUGGAACACCGGCACAAGUGUUUAACGUCAUUUUCGACACCGGUUCUUCUGAUCUAUGGGUCCCCAACUACGACUCCAAGGCGUCGUCUUCCUACAAGUACCUCAAUAGCGACUUCAACGUCUCGUACACUGCAGUCAAUGGCAUCCUAGGCGACUGGGCCACCGAGACUCUCAAGCUUGGACCUGUUACGCUUGAAAACUUCCAGUUUGGAAACGUCAAGGGAAACCAUGCUGGUGGUGGAGUGUUUGGAGUGGCAUUUCGAGCACAGGAAAUGGUGAAACCCGGUGACUACUACGACAACUUCCCCUACGCGGUCAAAAAGGCCGGUUACAUCAACAAGGCAGCUUACUCUGUUUUUCUGGACGAUCCAGACACUAACGAAGCUACCUUUCUGCUCGCAGGAGUUGAUCAUGCCAAGUUCGAAGGAGAUCUCUCCUGGCUAAACGUCUCGGACCCUGCUGCGGGAGCCCUGGUCCAACUAAAAGACAUAUCCCUGGGGUCCAAGCACAUGACAGUGGACGCCCCAGUGGUGCUGGAUACCGGAACGAUCUUCACCAGUGUUCCCGACCCCAUCUACCAGGAGCUCAAGAAGACCCUGAAUCUCGGAAAGUUCAACAAGUUCCUGGGAAUCAACUACAUUGACUGUGACGCCAAGAUGUCUGUUGCCUUCAACUUCCCCGGAGCUACAGUUCUUGCUGAUGAAAAAUCUCUGGUGGUGCCCAUCGGGCCUUUCUAUGGCAACGAUGAUAAGAGAUGUGGAUUUGGAAUCCAGAGUACCACUGUGUUUGGAGGAGACCCCAUUAUGGGAGACACGGUCAUGAGAGCUGCCUAUGUCGUCUACGAUCUGGAAGAUCAUCGAUGUGGAGUUGCUCAGGCGGCAUACAACGAUAAGUCGGAUGUGAGACCUUUGCAAUGA